AAUUAGUUCCAGAAGAUGGCAGUAAUGCAGCAGCUGCAGCAAAACCUGGCUGAAGAAGAAGAGGAGGAGGAGGAAGAAGGUCUCUUGCUUCAAAUCCUGCCUAAAGGCUCGAAUCGCGUUGCCAGUCGUCGGGCUACGUGCUCUGUGAGGGAAGACGCAAUGGAGUUUCUCGUCCACAUGAACCAGCAGAAGGGGCUUCUCUGCAGCCCGCGCGCCGCUCUCCUCCUCCUCCUCCCCUUCCUCCUCCUCGCCACAGUCACUUCUGCAGAGGAAGGCGCCCAAGUGAAAAACUCCCAGUGUCACAACUACGCGGGAGGACACGUCUAUCCCGGAGAGGCUUUCCGGGUGCCCGUGUCCGACCAUUCCCUGCACCUCAGCAAAGCCAAGAUCUCGAAGCCCGCACCACACUUUGAGGGAACAGCCGUCAUUAAUGGUGAAUUCAAGGAGCUGAAGCUGUCGGACUACAAAGGAAAAUAUAUCGUCUUUUUCUUUUAUCCCCUGGACUUCACAUUUGUCUGCCCCACUGAGAUCAUUGCGUUCAGUGAUCGUGUGCAUGAGUUUCAGGCCAUCAACACAGAGGUGGUCGCCUGCUCUGUCGACUCCCAGUUCACCCACUUGGCUUGGAUCAAUACACCCAGGAAGCAAGGUGGACUUGGACCAAUGAAAAUCCCUCUGUUGUCCGACCUCACUCACCAGAUUUCAAAAGACUAUGGAGUGUACCUGGAGGACCAGGGACACACAUUAAGAGGACUCUUCAUCAUUGAUGGUAAAGGCAUCCUGAGGCAGAUCACCAUGAACGAUCUUCCAGUGGGACGAUCUGUGGACGAGACUCUGCGGCUGGUGCAGGCCUUCCAGUACACUGACAAACACGGAGAAGUGUGUCCAGCAGGAUGGAAGCCGGGCAGUGACACAAUCAUUCCUGACCCUUCAGGCAAGCUGAAGUAUUUUGAUAAACUGAACUGAUCUUUGUUUGUGUCGUCCCAAUCUGUGAAAUUCACCAUGUACUUAAAGUACAAAUAAAAAGUGUUUUCCUAAAA
This is a messenger RNA of Acanthopagrus latus (yellowfin seabream), 1037 nucleotides long. It is a transcript of the gene prdx4, whose product is annotated as peroxiredoxin 4. Gene Ontology annotation, biological process: cellular response to stress; hydrogen peroxide catabolic process; cell redox homeostasis. The transcript is spliced from 7 exons. Bases 16 to 963 code for a protein of 315 amino acids. Gene Ontology annotation, cellular component: cytosol; endoplasmic reticulum. Lineage: Eukaryota; Metazoa; Chordata; Actinopteri; Spariformes; Sparidae. The record is from RefSeq and is a predicted model, not a curated record. Gene Ontology annotation, molecular function: thioredoxin peroxidase activity.